AUGAACCCCGAUCAUUAUAUAUAUAACACCAUUUCAGCACAAUCCAACAUUACUUACGACUCAGGAUCGAGCAAUACUAGUACCGAGUAUGCGCAAGGACGCCAAGGGCCUGGGGAUGGGGCAACAACCCUACUUGAUGGCAUCAACGAAGAAUACGAAUACGACAGCGACACAUGGUCUGUUGAUCACUCUGAAGGAGGCGAGGAGGAUGACAGCAUAUUGAAAUCGAUGAAGAUUCCUGAAGAUACAAGGAUCAAACCCGGUUUGAAUUAUGAUAUCGAUUCGAAAAACCGUAUAUAUCAUAUCCCUCCAACGAUGAUUGUCGUAGAGAUCGGUUGGACAACCACAACUAACAGAAAGACAAGAGUACGAAGGCCUUUCGUCGAUAUUAGUGGAUAUACAAAUACUUUCAAUUCUGACCUUAGGUCUGAAACGGGGUUGAAUCUUGGUAAAUUCAUGUCUUCAACACAUUGGUCUCAAAAGAUUGACGAUCUCUAUCGAUCUGUUGAUGAUACCAACAACCUGUCUAUAUUUCAAGAGAUCGCCAAUAAGGAAUAUAAAAGAGAGAGACAUACUUUGGAAAAUAUGGAAUCAGCUGUGAUUGAGAUGCUAUAUUCCCAAGAAACUGAAAUGGACAAAAGGGGAAAUGAUCAGAUUCACAUUAGGGUUUUGACCACUGAGGAAGCUACGGAUCUAAGAGAUAAUAGGGGAUAUUCCAGAUGGAAAAGAAGGAAUAAGACGAUAAUCUCAUAA
Kwoniella mangroviensis CBS 8507 is the source of this 753-nucleotide messenger RNA. RefSeq lists its product as uncharacterized. The coding region runs from base 1 to 753 and encodes 250 amino acids. The transcript has a single exon. The record is from RefSeq and is a predicted model, not a curated record. Lineage: Eukaryota; Fungi; Basidiomycota; Tremellomycetes; Tremellales; Cryptococcaceae.